ACAAAUAAAUACAAGUGGUCAGUAUUUGUUGAAUACUUCAACAUGCUACCUAUUCUGGGAAGGUUUUUGUUGCUCAAUCGAAUCAAUAACAAAAUGUUGAGAAGAUGUUUCUUUACAGUAUCAUCUGGGAUGAAAUAUCCAAAACUACAGUUCCACUUUCAGAACAUGUCAACUCCAUCUAUUUUACAUGCAGCUAAUUAUUCAAGAGAAAUGCAUGAAGCUGUUUAUGCACCACCUGAUGCAGAGUUUUACAAAAGUGUACUUACUGAAGUGGAUCAUAGCACGUCUUUUGAUUCUGAAAAGACUACAGAGGAUGUUUGGUUUGAAAUCUUCAGAGAAGAAGGAAGUCAAUUGGUCAAUGUCGGUAAAUUUCUAGCAGCAUUACAGGUAACUGGCUUAAGAAAGAAUGAUCCCAGAUUGAAAGAAUUUUACAGUACCAUGAGAAAACUGAAAAUAUCAGACUAUGAAGAUCGGCCUUCAGAGACAGUGUUAAUUGAUAGAAAUUCAUUUAAGAGCUUGAUCUCUACAAAUUUGGAACUUAUAUCACAAGCAUUAAGGCAUAACUUUGUCAUUCCAGACUUUCCAGGAUUUACAAAACGUAUUGAACAGAUAUUCUGGAAAUGCAAAGAUAACAUUAGUGGACAUGUGGCUUCGUACAUCCCACAACUAGCAAGAAUGAGUCCAGACUACUGGGGAGUUAGUGUAUGUACAGUUGAUGGCCAAAGGUUUUCCCUGGGUGACACUAAUAUACCUUUUACUAUUCAGUCAUGCAGUAAACCGCUGAGCUAUGGGAUAGCGCUAGACAAUCUCGGACAACAGACUGUGCAUCAGUAUGUGGGACACGAGCCGAGUGGCAGAAUUUUCAAUGAGCUCAUCCUUGACAACUAUAAAAAACCACAUAAUCCCAUGAUUAAUGCUGGUGCCAUUCUUGUGUGUUCCCUCUUGAAAACUUUGGUAAAACCAGAUUUGACUGCAGCAGAGAAAUUUGACUUUACAAUGGACUACUAUAAGAGAUUGGCUGGAGGAGAACAUUUGGGGUUCAACAAUGCAACAUUCCUGUCAGAGAGAGAAGCAGCUCAUCGCAACUACGCUCUGGCACACUACAUGAGAGAACACAACUGUUACCCACCCAAGACAAACCUGCAAGAAUGUUUAGAUUUUUAUUUUCAGAUUUGUUCACUGGAGGUGAGCUGUGAAAGCAUGUCAGUAAUAGCGGCUACUCUGGCCAACAGUGGUGUCUGCCCUACCACAGAAGACCCUGUGUUGUUUCCGGAUUCCAUCCAUGAUGUCCUUUCUCUCAUGCACAGUUGUGGGAUGUAUGAUUACUCUGGCCAGUUUGCAUUUAAGGUUGGAUUACCAGCUAAAUCAGGUGUCUGUGGAGGGAUGCUGAUAGUGAUUCCCAAUGUGAUGGGAAUCUGUACAUGGUCCCCACCUCUCGAUCAGUUAGGCAACAGCUGUCGAGGAGUUCAGUUCUGUGAAGAAAUGGUGAGAGUUUUCAACUUCCAUAGAUUUGACAACCACAAACACAAUUCAAACAAGAAAGAUCCUCAGCGGCACAAGUACGAGACUCACGGUCUCAAUAUUGUGAAUCUGUUGUUUACUGCUGCAAGAGGGGACUAUGAAGCUCUGUGCAGAUACAGACUGUCUGGUAUGAAUAUGGCACUGGCAGAUUACGAUGGUCGGACUUCAUUACAUCUAGCUGCAGCUGAAGGACACUAUGACUGUGUAGUCUUCCUGGUGGAGCAGUGUGGAGUACCUAUAAACUCUAAAGACAGAUGGGGAAAAACUGCUCUGGAUGAAGCAAUUUUCUCUGGUCACAACAAAGUGGCACAGUUUCUGGAGGAUUGGGAGAAGAACAGUUCAGCUGAAAGCGAAGUUAAAGAAAUGCAAUGACUUUGUGCACUCACAUUCCACUGUUUUCUGUCCAUUUUAAACAUUUAAACAUCUGAAAAAACACAAAAAUGUGUGUAAUACAUCUAACAAAUCAUCUUUAUUUUAAUAUUUUUACGUUCAAUGAUUUUUUUCCGUGAAUCUUUUCACUGUUGUGAAAAAUUAAGUACUCUCCAACACCUAUAUUGAAAAUUAAUCUUUUAAAUUAUGUUAAUUUUGUUUACUGUGUUUCAAUUUCCAUCCAUAAAUUUGUUAUAUCAAACAAAGUUUGUCAGAUCAUGUGUUUUAUAAAAGGCUUCACUAAUUUUCAAAGCCAUGGAUGUUUCUCAAUGGCAUCUUACUGAGAUAUGGUUUAUCCCUUUGUCUAAACAGCUGCCUUGACCGACUUUCUGUAAAAAUGUACCAAAAGUUACCCUGUAAUGAUACCAAAGAUAUAUCCCCCUCCCCGCUGUUUAGAGGCCAUGAGUUUAUUGUAGAUGGCAUUCUGGUUAUAUCAGGAACACUCUAUAGAGCAGUGCUUGUGAAAAAGUGGACAUCAUGAAAUCCUGCCAGGGAUGUUGCGGUUGAGUGACAAUGAUUAACAAAAUAAGAAUCUUAAAAUGCUAUGAAUGUACUUGUUGAUUAUAAUUGCAAAACAAAUAUUAAUGAAAAUUUAGCCAUGUGAAGCUGGCGGUACUUUAUUUCAAAAAAUACUUUGUAGCUAAUUGCAAUCGUUUGUUUAGAUAUUUGCACCAUUUGUUUGGUGUUCAUGUACAAAAUAUUAAAAAAACCUUGUGGGUGCCCCUAGAUUUACACACAUAAACUGAAUGAAAUGUUUUACAUGUCGAUUUAGGUCUUUAUGUUACAAACAAAACUUAGAGCAUUAUUUAAAGAAAAUUUAGAAUUAUUUUUAUAAACUUGUUGUGAAUGUUUGAGUUAGGAAUUUUUCACUUAUUAUCAGUAAGUAACCUAUUUGUAAAUCGUGACAUUAAUCACUGGAACUAUGAUAAUUUUUUUAUUAUUCUAUUGUAUUACUAAAUAUCUAUAUGACGUAAUCCCAGCUAUAGAAUACACAUCAUCAAACCAGUGACCGUUGAAACCAAAGUAAUAACAACUAAACAAUUCACACGAAAAACUAGUAGAAAUGUCUUUUAGUGUUUAUUUUGCUAUUUUUACCUAAUGAAACAAAAAAAAUAGUAGUAUUUUUAGUUUCUGUUCAAUAUUUCUGUAUGACAUAUUCAAAAAUAUUCUAGAUUACUAGUGGCACCCAAACAAAACUAACCAAAAUUUGUAUCGUUUUUUGAAUCUUCAAGAUCACAAAUUUCGUAGAAGUGGCAUCACUUGCAGGGACAAAACAAUACUUAAAUAUUUUACAAAUUAAUGUCAAACAAUCGCUGCUAAUAGAUAAACAAAUGAUUCCAAUGUAUUUCAAAGUAUUAUUUCAAAUGGGUGGCACCAGCUUUACAUGACUCUGGAAAUUGAAUUAUUUUGAAUUCAGAUGGAUAGUUCAAUAAAAUAAGAGGCUAUAUUAUGUUUUCUUUGAUUUGGAAUCCAACAUUUGAUUCACUUCUUGAUUGUUGUUUUGAUAUUUUAAAAAUAUUGUUCCAUGAAAUUCUGAAUGAAUUUGUAGGUAUACUUUAUUGCACUUUUUAAUUAGAUGCUUCUUUCUUAUGGCAGUGGUAUAAGUCGAAAGUCUUUUUAUUAUCGUUUGAAGCUCCUAAAUUACUUUCUAACUGAUCAUUAUUAUUAAAGAAUGUUUCAUUAUAUGUAUCCAACAUAAUGCCUUUAUUUAAAUGUUUUAAAAUACGUCCUUAAAAAUAUUUUAAAGUGUGAAUUAAAUUGAUUUAUUUCUA
Messenger RNA from Homalodisca vitripennis (glassy-winged sharpshooter), 3722 nucleotides. RefSeq names its product glutaminase liver isoform, mitochondrial-like. Gene Ontology annotation, biological process: L-glutamine catabolic process. Gene Ontology annotation, molecular function: glutaminase activity; protein binding. NCBI's taxonomy places the organism in Eukaryota, Metazoa, Arthropoda, Insecta, Hemiptera, Cicadellidae. The transcript has 14 exons. The record is from RefSeq and is a predicted model, not a curated record. Bases 43 to 1893 code for a protein of 616 amino acids.